Molecule: messenger RNA, 6852 nt
Organism: Cherax quadricarinatus
Lineage: Eukaryota; Metazoa; Arthropoda; Malacostraca; Decapoda; Parastacidae
Gene: wls
Product: Wnt ligand secretion mediator
Biological process (GO): intracellular protein transport; Wnt protein secretion; Wnt signaling pathway
Cellular component (GO): organelle membrane; endomembrane system
Molecular function (GO): Wnt-protein binding
Source: RefSeq, a predicted model, not a curated record
ACUUAUUUUCCCGGUUCAACGCAUGUCAGUUUACGCUGGCGAGUGGCGGAGGUCGGAGUGUUAGUAUUGAUCUCCUCACCUCCUUGACUCGUUUCCAGGGAAAGACUGAAGUCUAAACACCACCACAAUGGCGGGAGCUAUCAUUGAAAACCUGAGCGGACGGAAAUUAGGAGUCCUGAUAGUUUUCCUCAUGAUAUGCCAAGUGGUAUGCUUCCUGGUCGGCGCAUUGAUCGCCCCUGCACCAUCAUCAGUUAUGUCAAUCUUGGGAACCAAGUGCAUUGACAAGAACUAUAGGAAGGACAAGUGGUAUUGGACCCGUGGCAAAGGAAAGUGCCAAAGCAUUAUUGAUCUCCAGGACCCAGUUAUUGAGGAUCUCCACAUCAAUGCCAACAACAUGAUCUUCACAUUUCAGGCACCAUCUCCCAAAAGCAAGUAUAUUCUGGAUUAUUCACGUUGGCAGCAGAACUUGAUAGCCAUGAUGCACGUGGACAUCUAUUAUGAUGAGGAGGCUCAGUUUGAUCCCCAAGCCAUAAUGACGCUUGAGGCACGCUUGGGCUAUCGUAAUUUGGAAGACCCAGAAGAUAAGUGGACAGAGUAUGCAUCAUCUACAGAAGAGAGACGCCUUGACUGUACAAUAGAUCCAUUGCACAAAAAGGCAGAAUACAUGUAUAACUGUUCUUCUGUGCCACUUUUUGAACUUGGGUCUUUGCACCAUGAUUUCUAUCUUCUAAAUGUUCGAUUACCUAUAAACACAGCAGAGGAACCACAAGAGAGCAAUAUCAAUGAAGAUCUUGGACUGUUAGUGGAUAUGUGGGUGGCAUUCAUCCAUCAGAAUGGAGGAUUCACAAAAGUGUGGGUCUCACUUAAAACAAUAUUCUUCCCAACCAUUGUGGCCAUCAUGAUCUGGUUUUGGCGUCGCAUCUCUCUACUCUCUCGUCCGCCAGCACUUCUGGAAUACAUGCUGAUGAUGCUGGGGGCUGCACUCACUUUACUUAAUUGUCCCCUGGAAUACCUGACAUUAGUAUUUGAUUGUCCAUGGAUGACCGUUGUGAGUGAUAUUCGGCAAGGUAUCUUCUAUGCUUCGCUUCUCUCCUUCUGGUUGAUCUUUACUGGAGAACAUCUACUGGAUGAUAUUGAGCGAAAUAGAAUUCGUGUUUACUGGCGCCAUCUCAGUGCUGUGUUUGGAGGGUGCCUAUGCCUUUUCAUCUUUGACAUGUGUGAACGAGGAGUACAGCUCCGCAAUCCCUUCUAUUCCAUCUGGGUGACAGAAGUUGGAACCAACCUAGCACUGGCAUUCAUUAUUCUGGCUGGUAUUUGUGCUGGUCUUUACUUCUGCUUCCUCUCGUACAUGAUUUGGAAGGUAUUUAUUAAUAUUAGUAGCAAACGUCAGUCACUAUCUGUCAUGUCUUCUGCUCGACGUCUGCAUUAUGAAGGUAUCAUCUACCGCUUCAAGGUGCUCAUGUUGGCUACUCUGCUGUGUGCUGCCAUGACUGUGAUUGGCUUUAUCUUAGGACAGGUCUCGGAGGGUCAGUGGAGCUGGGAUGAGAACAUCAAAUUGGAGUACACAAGUGCAUUCUUCACGGGCGUGUAUGGCAUGUGGAAUAUUUAUACCUUCGCACUCAUCUGCUUGUAUGCCCCCUCACACAAACGAUGGCCAAAGGAUCAAAACUGGGCGGUAUCAGACAACUGUGGUCUAGCAUCAAUACACGGAGCACUCUUGGCACGAGAUACACAGAGCAGUACUGGAGAAGAGAUCGAAUUUAGCAGACUGGCAACAGAACCAUCUGAGAUGUCCUCAAUAACAGCCUUUGCCAAGAAAACUGCCAUGGAGUAAACACAGCUGUUGUGGAAAAUAUUUGUAUGGGUCUUGAGCGUAGUUUUUAACUUUUAGAUUUUUAAGGUAUAUUAUAUAUGUAAAUAUUUAUAUAUUUAUAAAUAAAUAUUAUUUAUACAUAUAUGUAAUAUUUAUUUAUAUUUAUAUACAUUUAUAUUUAUAUUAUACUGUAUAUAUUUCUUACAAUUUCUUUUACUUUACACUUUAUGUGAGUAUCCAAAAUUUUCACAAAACAAAAUAGUGCCAUUCUUGUACCUCUGCAGUGCACAAAGGCUUUUCUUCCAUGUGUUUGAUCAUGUAAAUGUUCAAACACCAAUCAUGAAUAGACAUUUCUCACAUGUUUUCUUUUAAUUAUUUAUGAUUGAUGCAUCCGUGUGUAUAUUAUUUGAUAACCACACGAAAUUAUCCAUGAUAUAGUAGCUAAUAUGCGAUAAUCUGUUAGAAAUUCUCAGUUUAAUGUGUAGUUUUUUAGUAUUACUGUUUAAUCAUUAUAUACAGUGACUGAGUGUUGUUAUGAAAGUGUUAAUAAAAAUUUGGAAGAUAAAUAAAUGCAUCCCGAAGAAACUUUUCAUAAUGUCCACUCUAGUGACACACUUUAAAUCUCAGUCUUUAGUGAGUAAUGUACACUUUUUCUAUUAUUAAUAGUAGUAAUAGUAGUAGCAAUAUUAUUAAUAUUAUCAUCAUUAUAUUGGAUUGUGUUUAGCAAACCUCAAAAGUAUCUACAUAAUACCAAAAAGGUGUGCAAUACCAUUUUUGUUAAGGCUGGUAGGUUCGUAAGACAUUUUUUUUAAUUGUAUCAUUGCUGUCUUGCCUUGAUCAGAAUUUGAAAGUCAUAAUAAAGAAUGCAUUGUGAGCUGCAUCUGGUGACCUGAAAUUGGCCUAGGGGAUAACAGUUGUUUUUACCAUAUUAUACAGUACAGUAUUGUAUUACAAUUGAUCUUACUUUAUUUGUAGAGAAAGCUCUGCUCUUCUGUUGUGUUAUGGGAAAUUUUUUGAUAUGAAUGCAGUAAUUUUGGAUUUCUGUGGUGAUUUCUUUGCCGACUGAGAGAAGUGACGAGAGAGAGAGAGUACGUCGCUUUAUUCCAUACUCUUUAUUAACAGAGUUAUAAAAAUUAUUUGAGAACUACAUCAUCUUUCAGAUUUGCCAAUCAUAUUAGGAAACACAGAAGUAAAGUUUUAAGAUUUUGACUGUUUCCAAAAGAUUGUGGACUAUUGUUUUUGAGAAAGUAAACUCCAAGUUUUGCCAAAAAUAAAUAUAUACGAUAUUAACAGAGCAUUUUUUUAUUUCUUCACUACUGAACAUAACUGUUUAUUUAUAGAUUUUAUUUGAAUUCAAAAUGUUUACUAUAAUGAAAUACUUAGGUAUUUACAAAUUCCAAACUCUGCCUGAUUAAAAAUAUCAUGGUAGAUUAUUCAGAAUUAACACCUGAUUCAGGAACCUUUGCAUUGAAUCUCAUAAUUGUGCAAAAGUGUGAAAAUGCUGCCUGUUGGAUUUUUUUUUUUUUUUUUGCAAGAAAUUAUUAAACUUUCAAAUGACAGACUAACAAUAAUUCCUCACCAAGAAAAUUAACUCGUUGCCUUUCUGUUUGAAACUGAAUCCACUUAAAUUAUUUUAUGAAGAGCACUUUAUUAAUGUACCUUUAAUUUGAUAAAUUACCUUUACACCUCCAUGCUGAAAUUUGCAUCUGGGUAAACUUGUUUUGUACACCCUGCAAUAUGUCUGCUCCUUUUGUUCUUUGCCAAGGAGGAAUACAACGCAGACAAUUUGCAGUAAUGACAUACAUGUUUCAUUAGUUGGUUCAGUGAUGAGCUUAGUAGUGUAGAGGACAGGUACAGAAUGAAGAGAGCAUAUCUUAACUUAUAAACAUGUUUGGUUUUGCCAGGCCAUUCAUCAUAUGUUUGGUGCUUUUUUAUAAGUAAUAUUUGAUGCUGAUUUUUUAUUUUUAUCCUUCAUUCAGCUGUGUUCUUCCAGUCAAGUUGCCAAAUUGAGUUUUAAAGUUUUCAGUAUGACAGGGGCUUAUUCAAGAGAUUUAAUUCUCUCUGUACAGGUGUUUCAAGUGUUUGACAGCACCAGUCACCAAACACGUAAAACAAAAUAAUUUUCUUUUUCACUAAAAUUUUAGUAUUGAGUUUUUUAAUAACUUUAUAUGUUAAAUUAGUGCUCUAAUAGCAGUCCUUAUUCAUUAUUAAAAUAUUGAAGGGUAAGGUACAGUUCAAGGAAAAGAACAAAAAUGGCCAUGGUGUAAGAUUGUGAGACAAUGGAUUGGCCAUUAAUUCUGAAUCCUAUCCUUGAGGGCCCAAAUUUUAUCCUUCCCUCCUCCACAUUAGUUAUACAAUGUGGGUUGCAUGGGACUGCAAUUCACUCGGAGUCAUGGACACGCAUAAACUCCAUGUAUUUAUACUUUGCUCUAGUAAUUCAUAUUGCAUUUUUAAAUCAAAUAUUUUUGCAUUUUUCUCCUUGAAAAAAAUAGCCUCUCACAUUAUGCAUGUGCUUCUAAGUUCUGUAAGCUCUAACGACCAGUUGCCAUUGUGCAGUGAACAUCUGCUGGUAGAAAAAUGUGUAAAAUAUCUUUAGUGAUUCUUGACCACAUUAUUGAUUUUCCUGCCAUUAAGGUAAAGAAGAUGUCCAGCAUAAUAAGGUCUUGUGCCUCUUGUAUUUUAUAUAAAAUGUAGUUUUGUACUGUAAUUUAAAUUCCUAUUCAUAGUAGCUGGGUCUCACUGCUUGAUCCAAGUUAUGUUGAGCUGAAUGUCAUAUAUAUACAGUGGACCCCCGGUUAACGAUCACCUCCCAAUGUGACCAAUUAUGUAAGUGUAUUUAUGUAAGUGCAUUUGUACGUGUAUGUUUGGGGGUCUGAAAUGGACUAAUCUACUUCACAAUAUUCCUUAUGGGAACAAAUUCGGUCAGUACUGGCACCUGAACAUACUUCUGGAAUGAAAAAAUAUCGUUAACCGGGGGUCCACUGGAUAUAUAUAUAUAUAUAUAUCUAUAGUGUGUGGUAUGAAGUGGCUGAAUGCACAGUUAGGAAAUGUAUUGUAGAAAUCAUAAAAACUUCAAUACUUUUGUUUAGUUAAUCUCAUCAGUAGUUUAGCACCAUAUAUCAUGACUGAUAACACCUACAUAAACUGGAGUAAAUGAUUUUGAUUAUGGAAGUUGUCUUUUAUCAUGGAGAGGAAUCUGGUAUGUACCAUUGAGAAAGAGCUUUUAUUUAUCCUUCUAACUGAGCAAGAUAGGAGAUAAAAGCCAAGGUAGAAAGAAUUAAAUUCAUUGCCUCUCAGUGAAAAAUCAGAGUAAAUAAUUAUAGGAAAAUUUUAAGUCUUAGAAGAUAAUUAAAAUAAAUAAAUUUUGUACUAAAAAGAGUUCUUUAUUAAAGUCAGUGUAAGUAUUACGUACUGCCCAUGACUGCUUUGUAUCACCAGGAGAUGGAAAUAUUGUCUAGAUACAGUAUGAUUAUUUUUAGCCUUAAUUCAUUCAGACAUUCUGUGCAUCAAAUGCUAAAAAAAAAUACCUAAGUAAUAGUAUAAAGAAAAUCAUAAAAGGGACAUUGUAGAAUACUGCACACAUGAAGGAAUGCAGGGAAAUAUUAUGAAUGUGAAUAACAAUAAAAGGUAUUUACCUUGGAUUAUAAGGCUCUUCUUUCAACAAACCGGCUGUAUCCCACCAAGACAAUUAUAAGGGUAACACACCAAAACUGAGAGGGGAUGUGAGAAAAUAAAUGAGUGUGAAGUUCAAACUAAAUUCUUCAUUAAAUUAGAGAUGGAUAUGUUUAUUUGUGCUUCUCUAAGAGUUAUUAAGAAUAUUUUGAGUUUAAUGGCAAAUAAUUAUAAUCUUUUAUUUCUUUAAAUUUAAAAAAAUUCUUACUGAAUUCAUGAAACCAUUUCCAUGUGCUUGUGGAAGCUGCUCGUUAUAUAUACUAAACAUUUAAUGUACUUCAUCUUCUAGGAUGAUUAGUGAAGUACAGUACUGUAAUUAAACUAUAUAUAUUUGAUAUAAUAUUUUUUGAAGGGGAAAAAGUACAGUAUUAUGAAACAGUUGGCAAGUUAACUUGGAUACGGUUUUGACUGAAUGAAUUAACUCCUGGUAUGGGGAAAAUAGCAUUCAGUAAUAGACUAUUUUUUCUAAUGCAUGCCAUUAAAUAUUAAGCUAGGAAUGAGAUCGUUGUGAGUAUGAGGAGAGUACAGUAUAAUUGAUCAGGGAUAUUGUUAGUUCCUUAAAGAGUAUUCUUUGUAUUGGAAGAAUUAGCACAAAUAAAAAUCCGUAAUGAGAUUUUUCUGGCUUGUGGAAUAUUGUAUUAUAUAAAGUGUUGUGAAAGCUCUGUUACUAUACAUAAUAUAGGUCAUAUUUGCAUGUAUAAUUUGAAAAUGAACUGGUACUUAUGAUUUACUGAUAAAACUUACUAGUUCUUUCUACUCUGAAAAAUAAAUCACUAUUGUAUAUAAAAAUUUCAGAGACAUUGAAGGUGCUGUACUGCAUGUACUGUGCCUUUGGUGGCUAGUUUCUAAUGUGUCCUUUGACAGUGCUAUGUAGAAAGAUUUCAUGAGUUUAUCAGGAAAGUAGGCUUGUUUAUUUUGAUGUGUUACCCUAACUUUUGUUUCUGAUAAACAUACAAAUAAUUUUAUGUGAUACCUCAUGCUACUUAAGAGAUGUACAGUACUGUAAGAAUGAUAGAAUAAAUCUUUUCUUUAUGCUGGUUUAUACUUUAUAUUUUAUCACAGAGGUUUUCUUUAUUAAGCUUGUCAACUAUGGAAUUUAAUUUAUAAUAUUAAAUUUAGCUUAAUAGACUGUGAAUACUUAAUGAUUCAUCACAAAUAGUUCCUAUCAGUAGUUAUUUAAACUUAAUUUCAUUGAAGCUAGCUAAAGUGAAUAUGGUACCUAAAAUGUGAAUUUAUAUCUUAAGAUUUUUGUGAAAUUUUGUAGCAUUAUAAGUUAUUUUUACUAGAAAUUGUUUAAUGGUAGAUACUUUCUCUGUAUUGCUUAGGAGCAGUGCAUUCUAGUUUUCCAAAUAAAUUUUUUUCUGCCA